GUCGGUAGUCACUGCUGUGGAGUCUGGAGCCUCUUCUUCUCUCUGGUAUCAGCCAUUAGCAGAGCCCUGUGGCCCCGUAUACAGAGGAUAUAUAUAUAUAUAUAUAUAUAUAUACAGCCCUCGCUGGCUGUGGCCCCCAGGAUACAUUCACACCGGCCCCGUAUACAGAGGAUAUAUAUACAGCCCUCGCUGGCUGUGGCCCCAGGAUACAUUCACACCGACCCCGUAUACAGAGGAUAUAUAUACAGCCCUCGCUGGCUGUGGCCCCAGGAUACAUUCACACCGGCCCCGUAUACAGAGGAUAUAUAUAUAUACAGCCCUCACUGGCUGUGGCCCUCAGGAUACAUUCCCACCGACCCCGUAUACAGAGGAUAUAUAGACAGCUCUUGCUGGCUGUGGCCCCCAGGAUACAUUCACACCGGCCCUGUGCUGGGACUGAUGAGAACACUCGGCGCGUGGCUCCAGUAGAAGGUCCGGAGUUCCGAUCACGUGGGACGCCAGAUGUGACACCGCUUGAUAGACAACAUGAGACGCUGGCGUCUCUCACAUCGCCUCACAUAUCUGAACUAAGAGGGACAGUGCACCCAGGCACCGCUCCACAACCAAAGCAGAGACGGGCACCCCAACCUGAAGGAGAGGUUGAUUUCUAGCUUUUCCUCACCUCAUAAAAGCCUCCACAGUACUAGAAGCCCCCAGCUCCUCCAGAUUUCUCCUCAUUUCCUGAAUGACCACCAAGAAUGGACAGGAAGGAGAUCAGCAGAAGAAUAUUAGACUUCACCUUGGAGAUCAUCUACCUGUUGAGUGGAGAGGAUUACACCAUAGUGAAGAAGACUUCGGGGGGGACUCCCAUCAUCCAUGAGUCAGGAGGGUGGAGCAGGACCCCCAUCACAGAGCCUCCCCCCCUGAUACAUGAGCAGAAGAUCCUAGAACUCACCCACAAGAUGAUGGAGCUGCUGACUGGAGAGGUUCCUGUAAGGUGUCAGGAUGUGGUGGUCUAUUUCUCCAUGGAGGAGUGGGAGUACGUAGAAGGACACAAGGAUCUGUACAAGGAGGCCAUGAUGGAGGCUCCCCGGCCUCUAACAUCACCAGAUGAAUCUAGGAGGAGAAAUCCCCCCGAGAGAUGUCCCCAUCCUCUAUAUUCCCAGGACUGUCCAGAGGAGAAGCUCCCAGAGAACCAUCAGGAUGAAAAUAUGAUUGAUGUGAAGGUUGAGGUUAAAGAUGAAGCAGAAGAAGAGAUGGAUUUAUGGGGCGAGCAACAGUAUGGACUCAUAGAAAGAAAUCCACCUGAGAGAUGUCCCUGUCCUCUGUAUUCCCAGGACCGUCCAGAGGAGAAGCUCCCAGAGAACCAUCAGGAUGAAAAUCUGAUUGAUAUUAAGGUUGAGGUGAUGGAAGAAGCAGAAGAGGAGACAGAUUUUUGCGGCGAUCAUCAGUAUGACAAAUCAGGGGGAACAUGUGACUGA
Bufo gargarizans (Asiatic toad) is the source of this 1460-nucleotide messenger RNA. RefSeq lists its product as uncharacterized. The record is from RefSeq and is a predicted model, not a curated record. The transcript is spliced from 10 exons. NCBI's taxonomy places the organism in Eukaryota, Metazoa, Chordata, Amphibia, Anura, Bufonidae. Gene Ontology annotation, biological process: regulation of DNA-templated transcription. The coding region runs from base 738 to 1460 and encodes 240 amino acids.